UGGUCAUGGCGGCCACGUUCUUUGGAGAGGUGGUUCGCGCUCCUUGCCGAGCCGGGACGGAGGACGAGGAGGAGGAGGAGGACGGGGAAGCGAGGGAGACGCCGGAGGACACGGAGGUCCGGCGGCAGCUGGCGCGGAAGAGGGAGGUGCGGCUUCUGGGGAGACAGACGGAAACGACGCUGGACGCUCCUCUGCUAGAACAGCAUCCCUGCUCCAAGUUUAUCAUCGCUAUCGGAAAUAACGCAGUCGCAUUUGUGUCGUCAUUUGUUAUGAACUCAGGAGUCUGGGAAGAAGUUGGUUGUACCAAGCUCUGGAAUGAGUGGUGCAGAACAGCUGACACUCAACAUCUGUCCCCCACCGAUGCUUUCUGUGUGUUCUAUCAGCUGAAGUCGGAUCCCUCGGUUCUCAUCUGCCAGUGUCGUUGCUACGUUGCUGAAGAUCAGCAGUAUCAGUGGCUGGAAAAGGUUUUUGGCUCUUCUCCAAGGAAGAACAUGCAGAUAACUAUUCUCACAUGUCGACACGUCACCGACUACAAAACCGCAGAAUCUGCCGGCAGCCUUCCUACUCCUUUCUUGAGAGCCCUAAAAACACGGCACUUCAAAGACCCUGCUUGCUGCUCACUGCUGGAACAACCAAAUAUCGCGCACGGCCUCCCUGCCGCAGUGCUGAGUUACGGUCAGGUGUGGAGAAUCCCUGCGGUUCUGUACUUGUGUUACACGGAUGUGAUGAAUCUGGACAUGGUUACGGUGGAAGCUUUCAAGCCCGUCCUGUCGUCCGUGAGCUUUACAGGCCUGGUCACGGCUGUGCCCCAAAGCACCGAGGUUCUGAAGAGACUGACCUCAAGCCAGACCCAGAGUAACAUCUACACGUGACCCCCGAGCGAGCGCAGCCUCCUCCGUCCCCGCCCUCGGGCGCAGCCGGAACUGCUGUGUGUGUUGGGGACGGGGGGGGGGGGGGGGGGGCGGG
Molecule: messenger RNA, 966 nt
Organism: Perognathus longimembris pacificus (Pacific pocket mouse)
Lineage: Eukaryota; Metazoa; Chordata; Mammalia; Rodentia; Heteromyidae
Gene: Psmg1
Product: proteasome assembly chaperone 1
Exons: 7
Coding region: 6-872 (288 amino acids)
Biological process (GO): proteasome core complex assembly
Cellular component (GO): endoplasmic reticulum
Molecular function (GO): proteasome binding
Source: RefSeq, a predicted model, not a curated record